Molecule: messenger RNA, 1111 nt
Organism: Python bivittatus (Burmese python)
Lineage: Eukaryota; Metazoa; Chordata; Lepidosauria; Squamata; Pythonidae
Gene: LRRC59
Product: leucine rich repeat containing 59
Cellular component (GO): cytoplasm
Molecular function (GO): protein binding
Source: RefSeq, a predicted model, not a curated record
GUGGGGCGUCUCCACACGCGGGCCCCCUUCGGCAGCGAGGGCUCCCCUUUGGUCUUGGCGUCCAGGGGGGCAGAUUGCGGCGGGAACAUAAAUAUAUUUGUCAGAUUGGUUGGAAGAUUCUGCUUCAUUGAAAAUUAUGGCAAAAUCUGGAGGAAAAGGAAUUAAUCUGAAGGACAAACUGGAUGGCAAUGAGCUAGAUUUAAGUUUGUGUGACCUGAAUGAAGUCCCAGUUAAGGAGCUGGCAGGACUUCCAAAAGCGACUGUUUUGGAUUUGUCCUGUAAUAAUCUUGCUACUUUACCAUUGGAGUUCUGCAGUUUGACCCAUCUAGUAAAAUUGGAUUUAAGCAAAAAUCGGCUUCAGCAUCUACCCUCAGACUUUGGGCGCUUGAUCAACUUGCAACACUUGGAUCUGCUGAACAAUCAAUUGGUUACUUUGCCUGUCAGUUUUGCACAACUCAAGAACCUGAAAUGGCUCGAUCUGAAAGACAACCCCUUGGAUCCUGCCCUAGCUAAGAUAGCUGGAGAUUGCUUGGAUGAAAAACAGUGUAAACUGGCAGCUGUCAGAGUAUUGCAGCAUAUGAGAGUGAUCCAGUCUGAAUUAGAUCGUGAGAGGCAACGGAAGUUACAGGCAGAACAAGAGCUGGAGAAGAAGCGUGAAGCACAGCGGCUAGCAAGAGAGGCUCAAGAGAGGGAACUGCGUAAGCGGGAGAAGGCCGAAGAGAAAGAACGUCGGAGAAGAGAAUAUGAUGCCCUUAGAACUGCAAAGCAGAAAGUGACAACGCAACAAAGAAGAGAAGCGGGUGAAAAUCAAAAACCUUCUGUUUCCCAUCCGUCGCGUCCACUGCAAAAGAAACGCUCCUGGUCUAGAGUCCUUCUGAAGAUGUUUCUGCUUCUCCUGCUAGGUGCCCUGGGCACUCUGGCCGUUUGCAAGGUUACAGAGCUACAGCACCAGCCAGUGUGCAUUGGUGUGAACAUGCUAUAUGAAGAUGCAUUAACCUUUUUACCAAGUCGUGAAAUCUUUCAGAAUAUACUGCAGCCAAACUCACAGCAAUAAUUUUGUUUCAGCUCUGAAGGACUCUUGCCUCCUGCUCUUUUUUUUUUUUUUUUUUUG